Ceratotherium simum simum (southern white rhinoceros) is the source of this 2109-nucleotide messenger RNA. Lineage: Eukaryota; Metazoa; Chordata; Mammalia; Perissodactyla; Rhinocerotidae. The record is from RefSeq and is a predicted model, not a curated record.
GGCCUCUGCCUCCUGUGCUGGGCCGCGGCGGCGGUGGGCGCCGUCCCCGAGCCCGGGCUCUGGGCCGCCACAGUCAGCGACAAAUCAGGACCUUUGGUAUUUAGGAAAACUAUGUUUAACUCUACUGAGAUCAAGUUUUCUGUUAAGUCAUUCAAUUGUUCCGGGCCUGUAAAGUUUACCAUACAGUGGUAUUUGGAGUAUUAUACCUGUGACAAUGCCUAUGCUGAGCUGGAAGAGCUGUCACAAAAUCAUGACAGUGUUAAUAAAGACUUUUGUCAUUAUUUCAAGAACAUCGAAUGUCGGACAACAAAAAAUGAAAACUUAGAUUGCAGCAGUGAUUUACAGGUGUUUCCCUCAUUGAAUAAUAAAGAACUAAUAACAAAUAUCAGAAAUGUUUCAAACCAGGAAGGAUCAGAGGAUGUGAUAGCCAGAACACAGAGAGAUGGGUUUCAUAUCUUUAUUGUUUCUAUUAAAACGGAAAAAACAGAUGCAAAGUGGAAUUUAAAUGUUUCUCUUUCUAUGAUGGGGCCUCAUGGCUAUAUCUCUGCUUCAGAUUGGCCUCUAAUGAUUUUUUACAUGGUGAUGUGUAUCGUUUAUAUUUUAUAUGGCCUACUCUGGCUGAUCUGGUCUGCCUGUUACUGGAAAGAUAUAUUAAGAAUCCAGUUCUGGAUUGCAGCCGUUAUUUUCCUGGGAAUGCUUGAAAAGGCAGUUUUUUAUUCUGAAUAUCAAAACAUCAACAGCACUGGGCUAUCAACCCAAGGUUUAUUGGUGUUUGCGGAGUUGGUAUCUGCGAUUAAGAGGACGUUGGCACGCCUCCUUGUGAUCAUUGUGAGCUUGGGGUAUGGCAUUGUGAAGCCCCGUCUGGGAACGGUCAUGCACCGGGUGAUUGGACUAGGGCUUCUUUACUUCAUCUUUGCAGCUGUCGAAGGCGUGAUGAGAGUCAUCGGGGGUUCUUACCAUUUAGCUGUUCUUUUGGGUGACAUUAUUUUAGCAGUUAUUGACUCCAUUUUUGUAUGGUUCAUUUUUAUAAGUUUGGCACAAACUAUGAAGACUCUAAGGCUAAGAAAGAACACAGUGAAAUUUUCUUUAUACAGGCACUUUACAAAUACGCUCAUCUUUGCCGUACUGGCUUCUGUAGUGUUUAUGGUGUGGACAACUAAGACAUUUAGAAUUGCAAAAUGUCGAUCAGAUUGGAUGGAACGCUGGGUUGAUGAUGCAUUUUGGAGCUUCCUUUUUUCGCUUAUUCUUAUUGUAAUAAUGUUUUUGUGGAGACCAUCAGCAAAUAAUCAAAGAUAUGCCUUCAUGCCCUUAAUAGAUGAUUCGGAUGAUGAAAUUGAAGAAUUCAUGGUAACAUCUGAAAAUUUAACUGAAGGAGUAAAAUUAAGAGUCUCAAAAACAGUUUCCAAUGGAACAGCUAAACCGUCUACAUCUGAAAAUUUUGAUGAAGAUUUGAAGUGGGUGGAAGAAAAUAUUCCCUCUUCAUUCACAGAUGUAGCUCUUCCAGUGUUAGUGGAUUCAGAUGAGGAAAUCAUGACCAGAUCUGAAAUGGCAGAAAAAAUGUUCUCUUCAGAAAAGAUAAUGUGAUUGGAACCCGUAUAAAUGAAACCUGGUUAACAGUGAAGGAGUGUCCUUCCUCAAGACUAAAAGAGAGCUUUGUUUUGAUGUAGGGCAACAAGUUUUUGUUCCAUUAUCUUGGAAAUCUACGUGUUAAAAUUAAGAAUUCAGGUGGUAGGAGAGCCCUGCAGCUCUUUUUAAACUGACUCUUAAAUGUCAGUUUAAUGUCCAUUCAGUUGCCUGGACUUGGAAAUGCUCCGAGAAAGUAUUAUGAUCAAGAUACACGCCCAAAUGCCAUUAGCUGAUGGGGGGCAGGUGUGUGGAUUUGGGUUCUCUUUUUUCUGGAAAAUAUGACAUUUCCAGAUUUAAAAAAUUAUAUUACGUAAAACACUCCUACUGUUCGUCCACUGACCUUUGAGAUAGAUGAUAUGAUUCUUCUGAAGUGUGGUAAAGCAGUGUCUCCAUCUCUUGGGUUUAUAGUUGCCUGAUGCAGCAAUAAUUUUCUUUGACUUAUGCUGAAGUGAUCUGAUAAUAAGUAAAACUUGGUUAACAGUG